UUGGUGUCUGUCGCCGCGUAUUGAAUUACAUCACGCGUCAGAGUUCCUCUCCGGGAGCACAAGCUCGAACACUCCCGUCCCUUCAUCCUCCUCCUCCUCGUUCCCACUUUCAGCCAACGUCCACAGAGCAACACCGACUUUUGAGAAGAAGUUUCCCCGCCAGUAUUGAGGAUUGUGGGCGAAGGUGAAACGGAAUAAAACAUUGUUCCUUAAAGGACCGGGUAAAACCUUCAAGCUGAAUUCGUCUGGCCUACUGACUAUGCCCCGGAGUCCCACGUCCAGUGAGGAUGAGAUGGCCCAGAGUUGUUCUGACUACUCCGUGGACUCCGCCUCUGACAGCUCCCGUGAGGAGAUCAUCUACGAGACCAUAAGAGCCACCGCUGAGCCGACCCCAAGACGCAUGGACGACAUACACACUCACUCCCUGGUUGUCCGCGUCCUCAUCCCCGACCUGCAGCAGACAAAAUGUAUGCGGUUCAACCCUAACGCGACUGUGUGGGUUGCCAAGCAGAGGAUCCUGUGCACGUUGAGCCAGAGUCUGAAGGAUGUGCUGAACUAUGGCCUCUUCCAGCCCGCCGUGAACGGACGUGAUGGGAAGUUCCUGGAUGAGGAACGCCUCCUCCUGGAAUACCCACAGCCAAUCAGCAAAGGAGUUCCAGCUCUGGAGUUCCGCUACAAGAGCCGAGUCUACAGGCAGACCCAUGUGGAAGAGAAGCAGAUUGCCAAACUUCACACCAAGGCCAACUUGAGAAAGUUUAUGGACCUCAUCCAGCACCAUCAGGUGGAGAAAGUAUCUAGGCUGCUGGAGAGAGGACUGGACCCCAACUACCAGGAUACAGAGACCGGUGAGACCCCCCUGACAUUUGCGGCCCACCUGGAUAACGUGGUGGAGAUUAUAAAGGUUCUGAAGAAUGGAGGGGCUCACCUGGACUUCAGGGCCAAAGAUGGCAUGACGGCCCUACACAAAGCUGCUAGGUCCAAGAACCAGGUUACUCUGAUGACCCUGUUGGAGCUUGGUUUGUCUCCAGACUAUAAGGACAGUCGGGGUCUGACGGCGCUCUAUCACACAGCUAUGGUGGGAGGAGAUCCGUUCUGCUGUGAGUUGCUGCUACAUGAACACGCCACCGUCUGCUGCCAGGACGAAAACGGCUGGCAUGAAGUCCACCAGGCUUGUCGGAAUGGCUAUGUCCAGCACCUGGAGCAUCUGCUGUUCUACGGGGCGGACAUGAGCGCACAGAAUGCCUCAGGGAACACAGCGCUGCACAUCUGUGCUCUCUACAACCAGGAUAACUGUGCCAGGGUGCUGCUGGUCCGUGGAGCCAACAAAGAGGUGAAGAACUACAACAGCCAGAGUCCCUUCCAGGUGGCCAUCAUUGCGGGGAACUUUGAACUGGCCGAACUAGUCAAGAACCACAAAGAGACAGAUAUAGUGCCUUUCCACGAGGCCCCGGAAUACUCCAAGCGGCGUCGGGUCCCUCCCUCUACCAGCAGCAGCGGUAGCUGCCUGGUGGCCCCCCGGGUCCUGCUGCGCUCCAACAGUGACAACAACCUCACAGUGAGCCAGGGGCCUCCCCAGGACUGGUCCCAGCCCCAGGGACCCCCCCAGCACCACGGAUCCCAACAGGGAGGGGUCGGACCCCCCACCUCCACCUCUCACCGUAGCCUCUCUCCACAGCUGCUCCAGCAGAUGCAGGGGAACCCAAAUGGCACUGUGAGGACCAUGGGCCAGAGGUCCCGCAGUACCAGCGUGGGGGUGGUCCCGCGGAGUCCGUCCCCGUCCCUCAACCGGCUGGGAGAGGAGGCCUGCAGACCACACCCGCAGACACAUGUACAGACACAGCAGAUUCAGCACAGACAGACCAGCCCCAGUGGUAAUGUGGAGGUGGUGGUGCAGCGGAGGAAGCUGUACAGUGCCGUACCAGGUAGGCACUUUGUGGUGGUCCAUUCCUACCAUCCACGGGCCGAGGGAGAGAUCACCCUCUACAAGAACGACAGGGUUAAAGUUCUGAGUAUCGGAGAGGGGGGGUUCUGGGAAGGCAGUGCCCGGGGCCAGGUGGGCUGGUUUCCUGCGGAGUGCGUGGAGGAGAUUCCUGCCAAGCCCAGCGAGGAGAGGACGCACACAAGAGCUGACCGCUCGGACAGGAGGAAACUCUUCCGACACUACACUGUGGGGUCCUACGAUAGCUUUGAUACCACCAGCGACUGCGUGGUCGACGAGAAGACGGUGGUCUUGACCAAGAAGGAGAAUGAAGGCUUCGGCUUCGUGCUGCGAGGGGCCAAAGCGGACACGCCCAUCGAGGAGUUUACUCCCACCCCUGCCUUCCCAGCCCUCCAAUACCUGGAGUCGGUGGACGAGGGAGGAGUGGCCUGGCAGGCGGGGCUAAGGACCGGGGACUUCCUCAUCGAGGUGAACCAAGAGAAUGUGGUGAAGGUGGGCCACAGGCAGGUGGUCAACAUGAUCCGUCAUGCAGGGAACAGCCUCAUCAUCAAAGUGGUAACGGUCAGCAGGAAUAUGGACCCUGAGGAUACCGCACGUAAAAAAGCCCCCCCACCGCCAAAGAGAGCCCCCACCACCGCCCUGUCUAUGCGCUCCAAGUCUAUGACCUCUGAACUGGAAGAACUAGAUAAAGUGGACGAGGUGUCACCUUCCCAGAAGGCCGUGGACAUGAAGGUGGCCACCAUUAAGCCACGCCCCUCCAGCCGCUGUUUGGUCACACCUACUGACAUGAAUUCCAUGUACGACCGCCAGGGUGGAGUGGCAGUGGUACCACCCACUGUGCCAGGCAGUCCUAGAGGGGGGGCAUUCCUGGGAAUACUUGCCAAGGGUGGCACCAUGAGGAGACAGAAGUCCAUAGGUAUAACAGAAGAGAAAGAAGAGAAGGCGCUCCUCUCCCCUCCCCCACUCAAGUUCACCCGCAGCCUCUCCAUGCCCGACACGUCUGAAGACAUCCCCCUCCCCCGGCCAUCUCCCCCAUCUCCCCCCUCCUCCUACAACUCUCCCUCUGUCUCCCCCAUGCCAAGGGGCUACGGCACCACCCGACCGGGCCUCACCCUCAACUCCGCUGGAAAAUGUUCCAACGCCAUUACCCUUGGCAACCGCACGGUAGAUGUAGGGACACUAAGGCGAGGUUAUCACCGCCAGAGCUCAGAACAGUACGAUAGUAGAAGCCGAGGACGGGCGCACGUGCCCGAGAACCCGUACUCGGAGGUGGGCAACAAGGCGCUGUACGUGCCCGCCAAGCCGGCGAGAAGGAAGGGCAUGCUGGUCAAGCAGCCCAAUGUGGAGGACAGCCCAGAGAAGACCUGCUGCACCCUGCCCUCAGGCGCAGUUUCCAUGCCGACCACACCCACUGAGAGGAACUUCUCGUCCAUUCCCAUCCCCACCAUCAUUGUCAAGGAGCCUUCCACCAGUAGCAGUGGAAAGAGCAGCCAGGGCAGCAGUAUGGAGAUUGAGCCAACCACGCCCGAACACCCACCCUUAACGCCUAGGGCAGGGGGCAGGGGGCUAGGGCCUGAAGACCCCAUUGUCAACAACCCCUUUGCGGCUGCCAUCGCAGGGGCAGUGAGGGACCGGGAGAAGAGGCUGGAGGCACGGAGGAACUCACCUGGCUUUCUCUCCACCGAUAUGGGAGAUGAGGACUUGGGAGACCCCACCCCGGCCCCGCGGCUACGCCAGUCCAAGUCCAUUGACGAGGGGAUGUUCAGCAACGACGAGCACCUGCGGAGGAUAAUGGCACCCCCGCCGGCCACCACCCUGCUGCGGUCCCAAGAAGGGGGUGACCGUGGCGGUAACGUGACAGACUUCAACACCCCUGAGCCCACACAGGUGGUGAGGGAGCCUCUGACCGCACGUACCGGCCAGUACCCCAACCUGGACAGCCCCGUCAGUCUCCCGGACAGCCCCGUCAGUCUCCCGGCCACCACGCCCAAGACCUACAGCUCAAACGGAGGAUGGGGCUACCUGCACCCCGUCACGGGUAAUGCCCUGGAACCUACCUCGCCCCUCGCCCUAGCGCUGGUAGCCCGGGACAGAGCCAUGAAAGAAGCGACGCCCCCCAGUCCCUCCCCCAACCCCCACAAACCUGGCCUCAAUCAGCCCCUCUUCAUCGAUACCAAGCUCCGCUCCAGCAUUGAGCCGGGCUUCGCCAACUCCACGACAACCCUGGGGCGAGGCAUAAGGGGGGACCUGAAGAGUCAUAUGACGGAGCAGAAGUAUGAGUCUGACGGAGAGAGGGAGGAGAGGCAGCAGGCGGCGGAGGAUGGGAAGGGCAUACAGAUCGACGUUGUGAACACGUCACAAACGCAGAAAGUGGCCGGUCUGCUAAUGGUGCACUCCAAAAACAGCCAGGAGGAGGAAGACAGGGGGCAGGAGAACACACCAGCCCGGGACAACAGCAUCCCCAGCGAACUGAGAGUCCCCAACCAGCCAAAGCCCCCCACCAACAGCCACAGUACCAAGCCCCUGCCCCCCGUGCCACGGGGGAAGACCAUCACGGCCGGGGGUUCGGUCGACGAUCCAGUCAAGCUGUCCUUCCGCAUGCCCCCUCCCCCGCUGGCCUCGGUGGACAUUGAGGAGGUGGAGGAGUUUGUCUUCUCCGAGCCCCUGCCGCCACCGCUGGAGUUCGCCAACAGCAUCGACAUCCCUGAGGACCAGGCAACGACCAUCGCUGAGUUGCUCAAACAACGGGACCAAGAGAGACGCAACGGGAUGGGAACCAGGGGGCCACAUCCACCCCCCUACUACACUCACGCCCCGACCCCUGUCGGCCAGUUCAGACGAGGGAGCGGGGUGUCCAAUUGCAUGCCCCCACCCUUCUAUCCCCCUCCGCCCCCCGACGGUGGCUUUGAGAAAGGUGUCACUGACUCAAGCAUCGAGGAGGUAGACAGUCGCAGAAGUGGAGACCCCCAUGUAGAGACUACCAGCACCAUUUCCACAGUUUCGAGCAUCUCUGUACUGUCGUCAGAGGGCGGGUACAACAGCGCCCUGGAGAACACUUCUAUGGUUUAUACUGACGGCCAGGCUUACCUCGACGACCGACCCCCCGUGCCCCCCAAGCCCAAAAACAAGCCCGUCAUCAACAAGAACACUGCACUUUACCACAACGUCCUCAUGGAGGAAUCCCUGGACUCAUUUGAGGCGCCCCCUCCACCCGGGUCCAUAUCCCCCCCAGAACUCCCCAGGACUCCCCCCCAUCGGUUGUCCAAGCUGUGGGGCGAGCCCCCGGAGCUAAGGAGCCCACCCACGCCCGACCCCAAGGCCACGGUUAUCAACGAGCUGAGCUCCAUCUUAUCACAGAUGCACCGGCCCAAACCGGGGGACUCCCUGGACUCACCCACCACAGGGGCCAGGGGCGGCUUUGGAACCAGCUCAACAGCCACAGGAAGCCAGCGGAACUCCAGCGUGUCUUUCAGCCUGCCCCCCUCCUCCUGCACCCCUCCUUCCAGCCUGCCCCCUCACCUCUGCAGCCCCCCGGACACCUCGUCCCUCUCCUCUCCGCCCUGCCCCUCUUCUUUAACCCACUCUUCCUCACCCAGCCUUAGCGACCUUUUCGGCCUGUCCACCCUGCCCAUGGAGAAUGUGAGAGGCUUCGGCAGCAUGGGCGGUAGCCUUGGUGAAGGGUCCUCGUGCGGUGGCUCGCGCUCCCCCUCGCCGCUCACCCUAAUGCAGGCCAUAGCCACCUCAGGCAAGCCCUUUGCCUCCAAGCCCGUGGAGCUGUGGAGCAAGCUGGACGUGGCCGACUGGCUGGACAGCCUGAAUCUGUCGGAGCAUAAAGACGCCUUCCUGGACAACGAGAUCGAAGGCGCCCACCUGCCUUCGCUGCAGAAAGAAGAUCUGAUUGACCUGGGGGUGACGCGGGUGGGCCACCGCAUGAACAUCGAGAGGGCCCUCAAAAUGCUGCAGGACAGAUAAAGCCAGGGGGUGUGGAUUUAUCUGGAACACUCUCUCUCCUACCUGUUUUCCUUCUCAGUCUUGGAAAGUCUUGGACGAUUUAGGAAUCGGCCUCUGACUACUCCCUUCCUGCCUCGCCUCUGUGGCGUGUUUGUGUUUGAUCACUCCCAUUCUGCUUCCCGAGUAUCAGGGGAUGUCGGAAUCCUGGAGGAACUGCUGGGAAUAGCCUGGAGAAAGGCGGCGUUCCCGAAUCCAGAAUGGAGAAAGAGUGGAAAGAAUCCUGCAUCUUUUUAGGGAUGCUCACAAUACAAAAGACCACACUUUGGAAUACUCUUGAAACGUAGCCCUCAAACACUUUGAAAUACUGAUAAAAAUCAGUAUUGGAAUACUCAAUCCUUUUUCAAGCUCCCCCAGCGCGGGUGUUUGAAACCAGCUGAGCUGGUUGGCACUCCUUUUCUAUCUUUGCUAGAGUUUCUUCAGAGAAUAUUUCUUCACUAGAGUAAAACCGUGGGUUAUGUUUAUGGAUGUAUCUGACGUUGUAGAGACAUUUGAAAAACAAACAUUUGAAAAACAUUAGAAACGAGAACCUUUGCAGAAAUGUUUAGCUGAAUCCUAAACCAUAUCAUUUGCCACACACACACACACACACACACACACACACACACACACACACACACACACACACACACACACACACACACACACACACACACACACACACACACACACACACACACACACACACACACACACACACACACACACACACACACACACACACACGGCCUUCUCCUGGGGGAGAAACAUAAUGAUGUGUUAGUCACUCUAAUGCAUGGCUGGAGGGGCUCCACUGUAGCAGGCGCCACUGUCCCCUUCACAUCCCUGUUCACUGUGGAAGGUGUGUGUAUUUGCAUUUUGUCAGAGACACGUUUGUGAUGUACGUGUGUGUGUGCGCACGCUGUGGGAGGUUUGUUAAAUGUGUUUUAGAAAGACAUGAGUGCAAGGCCUAGAUUCUGUCAGCCUAUUCAAGGUGUAUAUUGCAUCUCACAUUCCAGUGUUCGAACUUGUAAACAGGGCUCCAUGGGAUUUAUCUUAAUGCAACUCCAUACAGCCAAUGGCAAUGUCCGUUUUAGGUAUAAUGCUGGGAGCCGCUUGUGGAUUUGACAGCUCUAACACAGUUCCACCUCCGACACCACAAAAACAACAGCUACGCGGGUGUUGGAUGGCAUGAAUCUGAUAGAAUCUAGCCCUAAGUGUUGGCAUCAUGUGUGUUGUCAUCGUCUUCCACACACUUGACAGCGACCCCGACAGGAGUGGGAUGCAACCUCCCUACACCCUACCGCCCAACCGACCAAUCUCCCUUCAGGCCUAUAACAGAAAUAAUCCACCUAUCACAACAACUUGGGGAAACUCCAUUUUCUGCCACAAUAUCGCCAUCUCUCCUCUUUGUUCAGCCAUCUUUAAUCAUUUCUAGUUAUUGAGUGAUUCCUUUCGCAAAUCAAACAUUGUUUUUAUUUUAGUACCAGUGUGUGCUGUUGUGGUAUAGGUGAGGGCUGUAUUUUCUUUGGUUGACAUAAUGAUUCUCGGCGAGAAUUUGAAGACGCCCACUUUGAAAGGAUGAGAGCAAAACGGACGUUACUUCGUGGUCUCUGUUAACGUAGGACACUGUGGUUGACUGUGUGCUUGUUUUUAGACAGCUCACCUACAGUAUACUGUGUAGUGCAGGGGCCAAGAAUAAUAGGAAUAAUGUGAAUUCACUCAAAACUCAAAAAUGUGGGUUCCUGAGUGGCGCAGCGGUGUAAGGCACUCCAUCUGAAUCCAGGCUGCAUCACAUCCAGCCUUGAUUGGGAGUCCCAUAGGACGGGGCACAAUUGGUCAAGCCUCGUCCGGGUUAGGCCGUCAUUGUAAAUAAGAAUUUGUUCUUAAAUUACUUGCCUAGUUAAAUAAGGUUACAUUAAAAAUAUAUAUAAUAAUAAUAAAUCCACUACCCAGACAUUCACACAAUCACCGAAGAGGAUUUAAAAAAAGAUUUAUAGGAACGUUUACAAAGUUUGUGUAUAAUCAGUGUUUGCAUCGCCGAUGAAUCACAAAACGUAAUUAUUGACAAGAAGAGGUGUUAAUCCUAUCUGGUGUUUCCAGAGGGAAGAAAAUAGGUGUGACACAGCAGCACUGACCGAGCAGGCUUUAGAUGAUUCAUUUGGGUCCCUGUUCAUUUGAGAAUGAGAGGGAGAGUCCUCAGUAAACACUUUACUUAAGCAUGCAGGUACAACCAUUCUGUAAGGCUUGCUUAUAAAACGUUAUAACGUAUUACUACUACAGGCUUCAAGUAAAAGUGUUACUGAGUCAUUUUCUCAACACCAGUGAUAAGCUCUCACACCAAUGAGCAGGUAGAACAAGCUUAUCUUCUAAUCAGAAAUCCCAUCUGACAGCCAAUCAAUUGUCUCCAUCCCUUUUCAUGAAACACCAGGACUUCAACGUUAAUAUGAGAACUGCUGAUAGGUGAGUACCCAGGAAGUGUUUGGUGGCAUUGGUUUGAAGUAAAUUGAAUACAUUUAUUGCAUUGAAUGUGUAUAAAGGAAUGAUUUAAAGAAAAGAGUACAUCUAUAGAAUAAUGAUAUGUAUAAUAUUUCUAAAAAGGUUUCGAGAGAGAAUUUCUAUGAAAGAAUAUGACCAUUGCAUCCACCCUCAGAACUUAUUUCCUUGUCACUUUACCCCUGUUUUGUGUUUGGAUAGUGCCUCAAAUAGCUCAUUAUUCUCUACAUAGUGCCCCAUUUCUGGCCUUUCUGCCUCUGAACUAGAUUAUAACUACCACAUAAUGCACUGCAAAGAGAAGUGUGGAAGCCAUGUAUUCUACUGUACCCAGAUUACCUAUAUAUUAUAACAUAUCACUAAAACGUGAACAGUAUGUGUGAUCAUUUGAGACAUUAUCCAUGAUUCCAUCAGUUCACAGGGAUGUUCUAUGAACAUAACCAUGAUUGUUUGGAUUGUCUGCAAUUUAGGGUCUCCUGUUGGACCAAAAAAAAAGCUCCCUUGGUGAGAUUCCUUUCUCUCGCUCCCUGUCCCUGUGUGCAACAGUAUGAUGAUGAAGGGAAGACAAAGGGAUGAUAAAAUAAAAAAGGGAAUACCAGGCUGACAGAAAGAGAGGACCUGUAGGAGUUUUAACGCUGCUAUAAUCCAUUCAUUAUUUUAAAAGAAACAACAAGAGUGACAUAGAAAAAAAAGCACAGUAUUUUUUAUGAUUAUAUAGAAUUAUAUGGAAUUUUCUAAAAGACAUUUGGAGAAAAAUGUGGUUUGCCAAAAAUAUAUAUAUAUAUAUAUAUUUUUUUUUAUAUAUAUAUAUAUUAUAUAUAAAUAUGAAUUAAUAGAAAUUAAUAUUAUCAGAUUUAUGAGGAAACUAAGAAGCAAUAUUUUUACUGAAUGGAUCUCCUUGGUUGUGGUUUUUCCCAGUCUUAAGAUGAACUAUCAUGAUAUAUCAUCACCUGUUGAUGUUAUGAACACUGAUAGCUGGAGUGGACAGAAGACAUUUGUCCAAUCAAAAUGUAUUUUAUACACUAUCCUCUGGCCAUCACCUGCCUAUCUUGAAUAUUGUAAUUUUUGACAAUUCCAAUCACUUAGUCUGUGUAUAAUGUGUGUAUAAAUGACUGAAACGCUUUAAAUGUAUACAUAAGCUCACAGUCCACUGGAUCGAAAACUGUCCCGAUGACACUUUUAUGCUCAACUUACAUAAGACAUGUACAAAAAAAGACUAGUUGUGACUGUUGACUUCAUGGAAAAAAACAACAUAUCACUAAGCUAAUUUAUUUGCAGAAUUAUAGAACUGAGUAGUCGUAUUAAGAUGCUAUACAAACCAUCACUGUGUGACUAUAAGGCUAUGCUACAUAAGGACUGGCGUGGCUCACUAUCAUCACAACACAGUCCUUCACUUAAACAUCGGCAACGAUUUUGAUACUUUUGUUAUUUUCUCUUAUGAUUGAAUUUUUUAAUUUUAUUUUUUAUUCUACAUAAUUACAAAGACGUUUCUGGCUCUUUGUGUAUAUUUGUGUUCAUGUUCCAUAUGUUGUAAUUCUGCAUACUUAGAGUCGACUAUCUAAUUAUCAAAAUGAAAAAGAAAGAGAAGUUCCUUGUAACUGCACUCUUCCUUCCCCCCAAAUCCUCAAUACUUCUUGUAUGGCAACCAAACAAAAGUUACUGUAAGAAAUAAAUAUAACAUUGCACUA
Molecule: messenger RNA, 10107 nt
Organism: Oncorhynchus tshawytscha (Chinook salmon)
Lineage: Eukaryota; Metazoa; Chordata; Actinopteri; Salmoniformes; Salmonidae
Product: SH3 and multiple ankyrin repeat domains protein 2
Exons: 23
Coding region: 260-5911 (1883 amino acids)
Cellular component (GO): dendritic spine; postsynaptic density; postsynaptic membrane
Molecular function (GO): ionotropic glutamate receptor binding; synaptic receptor adaptor activity
Source: RefSeq, a predicted model, not a curated record